UACAAAUCUGGUAAAACAAGUAAUUUAAUACUUAAAACGUCUAACACAGUGCAGAGGAUAAAGCGUGUCGUCCAGACAAGCUAUUUCUUCUUAAAAGGGCACGCCUCAACUUAUUCCGGAGAACUUGGUGGACAGGACACGACGAGAAGACUACUGGAGAUGUCGGAUGUGGAAAGCUGCUGGGAUAGAAUUAAGGAAAAUGUUAACAGUACUCCGACGAUGGUGUUCUCCGUCAUUGGUGAUUCAGACAGCUUUGUCCCCAGACCCUGGGCCAAAACAGUAUUCCAGACAGCACUGAUUGAGGCAGCUAAAAGCGGAGGGGAAUCGUGGAUAUUGUACCGAGGUCAUCCCGAUGGCGUGUCCGAUGUAAUACGGGACGCUUAUAGAAACUAUGGGGACAUGGAAUUUGGUGGCAAAGUCAAGAAGGGUGAUGAUGCAAAUAUUGCCAAGACGUCAAUCAGGCAUGUUGAGCGACAUGUGAAACUCAUUAGGAUUGCUGGGGAUACGAAGGAGGACAAUAAAGUGACACCAGAAUAUAGAGACACUUUGGGUGAAGGAGAGGAAUCUUUGUUGAAGUUUGAAAAGUUUGUUUCUGAACAAGAAGUAUCAUUCUUCAAUAAAACCAUGAAUUUCAGAAUGCCUGUUCCGAUAGCAAUCAUUGUAUGCGAAGGCGAUAUCGAAACCAUUGCACACGUAUCCAAGGCACUGGAAUGGAAACUCCCAGUGGUCAUAAUUAAAGGGUCAGGAAAAGCUGCAGAUUUAAUACUGGACUACAUGGAGAAUCCAGCACUACUGGGGAAGAAAGCUAGUCUGUUGUUUGGAAUACGCUUUGACGACGAGAACUUCACGAUAUUGAAGGAAUACCUACAGGCAAUUGAAAAAAAAGAAGAUUUGAUUGGUGUAUUUGAUGUGGACAAUGAUGACCCAUUGAUGCUGUCCAACAUUGUUGGUGAAGCUGUCGUCAGUUGCUGGGCCAUGGAGAAAAUUCUUACUGAAGAUCCUGGGAAUUCUUCAAAUGGAAAUCAGCACAAUAGAGAGUUUUCUGGUUUUAAAAAGAAUGACAUUGCAAUCACUGGCUAUCCAGUAAUCAAGAAAGUAGUAAGUAGAAAUUCGGUAGAACCUAAGGACAUGAACAAGCUGUUGAAGGGCUACAAGAAGGAGUCUAGAGCCUAUGUACUGAACCCGAAGUACACGUCCCCUACGUCACUUCCUCUUUACUUUUACUUCGGCUAUCAACUUCUUCAGGAAUGGAAACUUUUAAAGGAAGGUGGUCAGAUUCUACUGUUUGAAGCACUGAAAGCUAAUCGCUGUGAUUAUGUGAGGGUUUUAUUGGAUCACGGAGUAGAUUUUAACCUUUUCAACCUACAAAAAUUAUAUGUCCAGACUGUGUCUUGUAAGGACUGUGAAAGCAAAGACAAGGACUGUCUCCACAUGGAGUGGAUUUUGAAGGAAAUCCACGAGGUUCACACCAAGAAAUUGUGUGAUAAAGACCAACUAUAUGAGAACAAAGAAGUCCAAAAUGCAGCUCAAGGUUUAUGUCGAAAGAUUUUGAGAUAUAAAGGUGGAAAACAGUCAAUACAUGUCGACAUUUCUGAUAUCUUGCUUUGGGCGAUAUUUGCCAACAGAAGAGAACUAGCCGAGAUUUGCUGGCUUCGAAGCGACAAUCAUCUAUUGACAGGUUUAGUAUGCUCAGCUCUCCUACAGAAGUUAGCUAACAAAGCAAAUAAUGUGAAAGAACAGAUUCUAUCAAACGAGUUGGAGGAACAUUCAAAAUUGUUUGAGCAUCGCUGUAUAGCAAUGAUGGACCGCAUGUACGAAGAAAACACGAAGCACGCCAUUGAUCUGAUGGACCACGACCUCUCGGUCUGGGGAAUGAAAUCCAGUCCUUUAACCUUUGCAUAUGAAAACUUCAUGUAUGACGUAGUGGCACACACGUGUUCUCAGAAGAAUAUCAAUAAACAGUGGUACAACAAUCUCGCACCGGACCUAGUGCCAUUUUUAAAAUCAGCGUUUCGAAGACCCAAGGAGUUUUUUACAGCACCACUGACAAAAUACAUUUACAACUACAUGAUGUUCUUUUCUAUGUUAGUGAUGUACAGUGCUUUUGUACUGACCAGCAUAAGUACUAAGUAUUACGUUCAGGACAUUGCUAGAAUCUUUGAAUACUACGUGUAUUUCUGGGGUGCGGGCGAUUUCAUUGAGGAAUUAUUCAGCUGUUUUGGGUGCUUGGAAUCAGAGAAUCAUUCACAUCGUAGUUACUACUCCCGGAUGAAGAGAUACCUUUAUGACUUCUGGAACGUGGUGGAUCUUUUGUCCUACGUCUUACUAAUUACAGCGUUGUUUGUGCGUCACAUGUAUCCCUCCGAAACCUUUACCAUUGCCAGGAGAAUGUUUUCCCUAUCGCUUCUUGUCAUGUAUCUGAGAUUUCUUGAAGUUUUUCUCAUCCACAGGAGAUUGGGACCCACACUUAUUAUGAUCAAGGAAAUGUUGAAAGACUUGUUUGGUUUCCUGUUCGUGGCGGUCUUCAUUGUGAUAGGUGUCGGAAUUUAUUACCAUGCAAACCUCUGGCCGGAUCAUCAGGGCAUGUGGAAUGGCGAUUGGACAAACUGGAGAAUUUGGAAAAUUAUUUACUACCCCUAUUUCCAACUCUAUGGAGAGUUAUUCAAUGAUUUUUUGGAGGGCAAAGACCCAUCAGACUGUUCUAACAUCACUUCGGUGUGGCAGUCCGAUCCUUCCAUUGAACGUUGUCCUCAAGAAGACUGGACAGUGUUGGGCGUUUCAGCAAUUUACAUGUUAUUUUCUAAUCUUCUGUUGGUCAACCUCGUUAUUGCCAUGUUCAGCUACACAUUUGAAAGAGUUCAAGAAAACUCUGAGAAAUUAUGGAGGUUUCAGAGAUACACCGUCAUCAAUGAUUACGAUUGGAGGAUCCCUUCUCCUUUCAACUUUAUAUUCCUUCUGUAUCGCCUCUGCUGCUGCCCUCAAAGGGACAAAUGUUGCCUCCGUAUGUGCAGAAAAUGCUGCUUCCCUGAAAUAGUAAAAAUGGAACGUAAGGAAAAGAAAGCAGCCGAGAUAUUUCGUAGAAACUUCCAAAGGAUAACAGCAUUCAGAAUAUUAGAUAAACUGUAGAGAAGAAGUGAAUAUUCGUAUUGCAAUGAUACGAGGAUGGAAUUAACUUUGAAAUGUUUCGGAAUUGACGUUAGAGAAAAACGUAAAAUUUAUGAUAGUUGUUUUGAGUGUGUAAAAUUUCAUCCCAUUCAUGCUACAAUAGCAUUGUGAAUGAAUUCCAUAAAACAAACACAGACGUUGUGAGAAAUCCUAUAAAUGUAUAUGUCUAGAAUUGUAUAUCAUUUACAAAUUAUCUAAUGCUUUAUAUUGUUUCUGAUAAUGAUGAAUCCGUUUGACUAAUAUUGCAUAGAUUGGUAAAACCAUCGCACUUUCUUUUUCGUUACAUGAUUUACAUUGUAUACCGAUACGUAUAAUAAGACAUGUCUUGAAAUUUAAAAAAAUAAACAUGAAGAGUGCUUAAUAAAAAUUGAAUCUAUA
Ostrea edulis (European flat oyster) is the source of this 3543-nucleotide messenger RNA. Its product is annotated as transient receptor potential cation channel subfamily M member-like 2. The record is from RefSeq and is a predicted model, not a curated record. The transcript is spliced from 22 exons. Gene Ontology annotation, cellular component: membrane. Gene Ontology annotation, biological process: calcium ion transmembrane transport. The coding region runs from base 160 to 3126 and encodes 988 amino acids. NCBI's taxonomy places the organism in Eukaryota, Metazoa, Mollusca, Bivalvia, Ostreida, Ostreidae. Gene Ontology annotation, molecular function: ligand-gated calcium channel activity.